UUCAAGAGUCCUCCAUGGUCCCGCGCUAUCCUGUUUAACGGACUGUGUAUUUGAUGAUGAAUUAAAAAAAAAACGGAAAAAAAAAGAAAAUAAAUCAGGAUUAUUCAAAAGAUACCCUGACGGUUUAGGGCGCCACAAUUUGCCCGCGAGAUAAGCUUCAGGACAAGAGUGAUAGAAAUUCAAUAAAUUUAAUUUAUUGACUAUUUCUUCAGCAACAAAGAACGUUCAGAUGUUUCGUAGAGGACGCUGCAGUUUCGAAACUGAAUGUCUACCUAACUUUACUGUUAAACGUCAACCUAAAAAGUUGUAAAUGUAUAAAUUAUAGCUGUUCGAAACAAAAACCAAUUUUUGAACAUGAUUUACAUAUAAAGUUAUUUAUAAAUUUUAAGUAAAAAUAUGCAGUAAAUUAUAAUGAACACUGCAACAUUUUGAUAAAACGUCAAAUUAGCUAAAGUUUGACCUAUUUUUCUUCAGUGACUAGUGCAUUCAACUACCAGCUGCUUCUGAGUACAGAUCAUGCUACAACAAGAUAUUUGAAUCAAACAUCGAUUAUGCCAGAUAGGAAUCAAAAAAUGGACAAUGAUGAGGAACAAAAAUGCAACAUUAAUGAACCUGGUACAUCUGCACCUUUAGAUUGUCAAUCUAAUUCUAAUCCUGAUAUAGAGGAAGAAAAUACAAAGGGGCAGAAGAUAUCAAAUUUUAUGAUAGGGGGUUUAGUAGGAGCAUCCCCACCAAAAUUUGUUACUCUUGAGGAAAUUAUAAAAGCUGCAAAUGGCAUGAAAAACAUGGCAUUGGCGCACGAAAUUGCGGUGGACAAAAAUUUUCAGUUACAGAAACUUGAACCAGAUGAUGGUACAUUUCACAGAAAAGUAAAAGAGAUUAUGCAUAAAGCAUUUUGGAACUUAUUAGCUGAACAACUAGCAGAAGAUCCUCCAAAUUAUACACAAGCAUUGGUCUUAUUACAAGAAAUUAAAGAGACAUUAGAUGAAUUAGUGUUGCCACAUCAUGCGAAAAUUCGAGAAAACUUAAAAGAAGUACUUGAUAUAGAUCUGAUCAAACAACAAGCAGAAAAGGGUGUUUUAGAUUUUCAUCAUUAUGCGCAAUACGUAAUUUCAAUAAUGAGUAAAGUUUGUGCACCGGUAAGAGACGAAAAGAUUAGAGAACUCGGUCAAAAGACAGAUGUUAUUGAAAUAUUUCGAGGCAUAAUGGACGUAUUACAAUUAAUGCGACUUGAUUUAGCGAAUUUCACUAUCACCAUGAUGAGACCAAAUAUAGUUGCUUCUAGUAUCGAAUACGAGAAAGCAAAAUUUGCUGAAUUUUUAAAAAUUAAUGGCAACGGUUUGCAAUACACUGAAAAAUGGAUAUUAAGUCAUUUUGAUCCAACAAAAGUUACAGGCAGUUCAUCUGAUAUUAAUGCUGUACGGCAGCUUACACAUUCUCUUUUAACCGAAGCAUAUCUUGAUCUUCUAGAGUGGGAUUUUAAUCCAGAUGCAGAAACUUUAAUGCUGGACCAAGGUCGAUUAUUAGAGUUACGUGAUAAGACCAGCAGAUUAAGCAUUAUAGGAUCGGCAAUAUUACUGGUAAACAACACAGUGGGUUCACCGGUUCAUGGAGUGUCGAGUUUAAAAAAUGAAAUUAAACAACAUCUUAACAUACUGUUGGAUUCUGUACAUUCAAAUAAGGAUUUGCAAACCGUAAUGCCGAAUGUUUUAUUGCAAAUUAAAACGGACUUGAAAACAACAUUGCAAGAAAUUGGUGCUGAACCUUUAUCUCCAGAAAUGGAAACGUUAUUAGAAGGACAAAUAUUAGAUCUUAUUAACCCAGAUCAUAAAAUCAGACACCUUAUAAGCUUGAGAAUUCGGCAAUUUUUGCAAAAAAUAAUACUUUCUCAAUCUGCUGCUCCCCAGCAUGUACCACCAGGGCUUUCAUCGCUUCAAGAAGAAUUAACAGCCAUAGCGGCUCAGUUUUUAAUACUUAUUUCCCAUAACCGAAGCGUAUUCGGAGAAUAUUAUCAAGAAAUUGUUACCAAUGCACUUCAUAAAAAAGAAAUGGAGGAGAAUAAAGAUACAAGCGGAGUUCAUACCAUGGAAUUAUAAAAAAAAAGUUGAAAUCUUUAACUGAUCAUUACGAGGAAAGCAUGUUACGUGUUCAUUAAACAGUACAUUAAUUAAACCAUAAGUGCUGUAUAUACAUACAUAUAUUUUAAAACAACAAUUUUUAUUUGAUUGCAUAAGUUAAAUUUUGUAACGAAACGGAAAAAGUGUAUUAAAAAUACAUAAACAAGAAUGUUAUGUAGGAAAGGUUCUAAUACUGACAUAAAUUAUAUACGAUAGAAUUAAUUACUUGGGUAAAAAGACCUGAAAAAACAUAUAUUUAUAAAAUAUAUAAAUA
Molecule: messenger RNA, 2391 nt
Organism: Osmia lignaria (orchard mason bee)
Lineage: Eukaryota; Metazoa; Arthropoda; Insecta; Hymenoptera; Megachilidae
Product: T-complex protein 11-like protein 1
Biological process (GO): signal transduction
Source: RefSeq, a predicted model, not a curated record